Messenger RNA from Lathyrus oleraceus (garden pea), 2561 nucleotides. RefSeq lists its product as uncharacterized. Gene Ontology annotation, biological process: cortical microtubule organization. The transcript has 7 exons. Gene Ontology annotation, cellular component: cortical microtubule. The record is from RefSeq and is a predicted model, not a curated record. The coding region runs from base 1 to 2280 and encodes 759 amino acids. Lineage: Eukaryota; Viridiplantae; Streptophyta; Magnoliopsida; Fabales; Fabaceae.
AUGAAUUGGCCUCCGAUACAUUUAAAUGUGAAAUCAACCUUUCUAAAUGGUCCAUUGCAAGAAAAAUAUGUGUUACAACCUCCUGGACUUGUGAUAAAGAAUAAAGAUGAGAUGAUGUACAAGCUGCAUAAAGCCUUGUACGGGUUGAAACAAGCUCCAAGGGCUUGGAAUCUGGAAAUUGGUUCAUUUUUCAAGCAUCUGAGACUCAAAAAAUGUAAAAUGGAGAAUUAUGUGUAUGUGCAAUAUACUUCUAAUGACAAUGUGAUUCUGAUGCGUAUUUAUGUAAAUGACAUAUUACUGACAGGGAGCUGUACUUCUGAGGUAAACAAGUUCAGAAAGGUGCUAAUGAAUGCAUUUGAUAUGAGUGAUCUUGGAAACAUGGUAUAUUUUCUAGGGAUGGAAGUUGUACACUCUGAUAAGGGAAUCAUUAUGCACCAACUGAAGUAUGAGCUUGAGUUGCUAAAGAGAUUUGAGCUGAUGAAUUGUAAGUCAGCAGUCACACCUGCUGAGACAAACCAUAAGCUGGAUUAUAAUUUUGAUGGUGAAGAUAUAGGUGCUACAACCUUCAAACAGUUGGUUGGCUUUCUGAGGUAUAUGUGUAACACCAGGCCUGCCAUAUGUUAUGAAGUUGGAAUGGAACUGAAGUUCAAGGUGAGUAAACCAGACAAGUUGAUGAUAGACAACAAAUCAACCAUAAAUCUUGCUAAGAAUCCAAUUAUAGAAGCUGCUAGAGAGAUAGAGAGAGAAGGUGAGGUGAUGGUGAUGAAGGAGAGAGAUGAAGAGCUUGCUUUGUUUCUUGAGAUGAGGAGGAGAGAGAAAGAGAAUGAGAAGGACAACCUUCUCCUCUUUCAAAACUCUGAUGAACUUGAUUUUUCCAAUUUGGAAUCCAAUCAUGAGAACUCUAUGGUUUCCGAGAUGGUAUCUUCAGUUCCACCAAAGAAGACAGUGGUUGAAGAGUUCUUGAAUUCAGAGAAUGACAAGUCUGAUUAUGAAUGGCUUCUUACUCCUCCGGAUACACCACUCUUCCCUACUUUGGACAAGGAUUCACAAAUUUCAGUAAAGAGUGAAACGGAGACACGCAAUUCUCGUUCAACUGCUUUAAAACCAAGGGUAUCUAAUAUCCAAACAGAACCUACUUCAAGAAGCAAUGUAGUUUCUAAGAAUCAUGCAGCAAUGACAGGACUAGGCUCUUCCACGAAUAGCAGUAAGAGAAUUUCAUCGUCACGAGGUCCAUCUCCAGCUCCUUCAAGAUCUUCAACUCCAUCUGCAAGGCCGACAUUACCUUCAAUAACCAAAUCGUCUAGACCGUCUACGCCUACUUCCCGAGCCAUGAUAGCUUCUACCAAGUCAACAGUUCUACCGGUGAGAUCAUCAACUCCUACUAGAUCCGCUUCGAGGGCUUCAACGCCUACUUCAAAGCCUUCCGUGACAGCUCCUAAGACAUCUCAAAGAUCAAUAACUCCAAGUAUUCGAUCGUCAACUCCGUCAAAGGCAUUUGGAGUAUCUGCUCCUCCGGCUCGACCUUCGUCAGCAUCAAAAGCACGCCCUGUUGUUGCUGUGAAGAGUCCGGUGCAAUCACGUGGCAUCUCUCCAGCUGUAAAAUCUAGACCGUGGAAACCCCCGCAAAUUACUGGAUUUUCUAAUGAAGCUCCUCCGAAUUUGAAGACGUCGUUGCCAGAAAGGCCGGCUUCAGUCACUAGAAAUAGGCCUGGAAUUCCGAAUUCGAGAUCAGCUUCUGUUGAGGUGACUGGCAAUGCAAAAGCUAGAAGGAAAUCAAUCACACCUUCGAAAGGACACACUUCAACCAGGCUUCCUCACAAUAAUCAUAGCUCCAUGCAUGCUUUGAGUAGAGCUCGUUUCACCGAUGGUGAUGAAGAAAGCCCUGUUAUAAUCGGGACGAAAAUGGUCGAAAGAGUAGUAAACAUGAGAAAACUUGCACCACCAAAGCACAACGAUCCUUCUGCUAACAACAAUUCUUAUGGAAAAUCUUCUUCAUCUAGUAGCACCGGAUUCGGAAGCACACUUUCAAAGAAAUCUUUAGAUAUGGCAAUGAGGCAUAUGGACAUAAGGCGAAGCGUUCAUGGUAAUAUGCGGCCACAUGUACCGAGCAUUCCAGCUGUGUCUACAUACAGUGUGAGAUCAGGAGGUUCAUCAAAGAGCGGGACAGUGAGUUUUUCUGAUUCGCCACAUGCCACAAGCAGCACUGCUAGCUCGGAACCGAGUGUAUAUAAUAGUAGCUCCAUAUCUUAUGGAAGUGAGAUUGAAGAAAAUGAUUUUUAGAAGAUGGUUUAUUGAAUCAUCAUCACUCAUAUGAUUGUCAAGGCAUGGUUAUUACCGCCUUUGCCUUUUUUAUUUGUAUGUGGUGGAACAAAUAGAACAUGAUACUGUUUUCCAUGUGAAUGUGCUAGUGGUAGAAAGUUUGCAACAUUGUCUACAAGUGUUGUGAUAAAACGGGAUGAACUUUGUUGUAGGAAACCAUAUAGCUAUAAGUUUGUUUGUGGUACAAGAAUCAAUGUGCUGAACAUUUUGAACUAUCAAUUGAUGAGCUUGUUCAACUGUUA